Carya illinoinensis is the source of this 5511-nucleotide messenger RNA. RefSeq names its product non-specific lipid transfer protein GPI-anchored 15-like. The transcript is spliced from 3 exons. Gene Ontology annotation, biological process: lipid transport. Bases 4717 to 5283 code for a protein of 188 amino acids. Lineage: Eukaryota; Viridiplantae; Streptophyta; Magnoliopsida; Fagales; Juglandaceae. Gene Ontology annotation, molecular function: lipid binding. The record is from RefSeq and is a predicted model, not a curated record.
AUUAGGGUUAGGGCCACUUCCGAGGCCCAUAAUGGCACACGAAACUUUCAACACUUCCACCGUUCCACUGCCGGCUUCUCCACUUUCUUCCCUUACCUGUUUUCCAGGUUCUCCAACUUCUUCAUCUUCUAUUUUUAUUUUAUUUUUGUGUAUUUUUGGGAAAAACUCAAAUAAGCACUUAGCAGAGCAUGGGCGUCGAUACCAGAUGGCGCAAAUUGCAUUGAAGGUUGGCGACAUAGGAAUGAACAUAUAUAAAGCGAUUUUCCGUGCCUAUCAAAUCUUCACUUUUUGUUUGCCUUUGAUUAUGGCCUCGUACAAAUCGCUACACUCAAUUCUACAGAUCUCUCUCUCUGUAAAUUCUGAAUCUUAUUGCGUUUCGAUUUUUUUUUUUUUUUUGGGUGUAUCGUGCUUACCAUUUGGCAUUUACUCUGUUUAUUUGCUGGUUUUCUUCUAUAAAUGAGCAAGCUGUGCAAAAACCGCUUCUUGUCAAUGUCAACAUAUUAUAUGAUGAUGAUCAAUUGAUCAGCUAUGUAAUUUGUAACUGUAAGCAUAAAUCUUAGGUACAAGUAAUAUGAUGCCCAGAUUGAAACUAACCAGUUUGCAUGCGGAGAUAUCUUCUGAUUAAAAAACAGAAGGGGAUGGUAUUAACCAGAAACUUUUCCUUUUAGUGACUACUUAUUAAGACGGUCAAUUUGCAGUCACAGGGUGUCUUUUAUCUGUAAGAUGAACAAUGCCCUGUAAGAUUUAGGAUCCAUCUAAUAGAUGCACUCUUAAGUCUUAACAGCUCACUGUUUGGUUUACUUUUGAAUCCUUUAAAAGCAACUUCUUUUUUUUUUUUUUUUGACAAGUAAUAAGAGAUUUUAUUAAAGCAAGCAAAUAGUUGUAGUCCAAGUACACAGGAAAUAUACAAGCUGAAACACCUAAAUACAAGCUAGGAACUAGGAGCUAAGAGCUAAUGAAACUCCCAUUCCAUUGAGGGAAAUUAUUAGAAAAAAUAUACAGAACCGGCUACUGUGACUUCUUUGUCCCUUGCAAUCCUAAAAAGAGAAGGAAAUGCAUUCUUAAGCACCAAAUAUCAUGCCAAAAACGAAUUCACUGUCAGUGUCCACCACCAACCUUAAAUGAAACAUGAUUAAGGAAUUCCCCCAGCCAUUCUGGAUAUAUUUCCACAAGCCCACACCGUACGCACUUCUAACCUUGUUAGAACACCAACUCCCCCAAGCCCUCCCAUAUUAGCAUCAAUAAUGUUUCUCUAUAACGCCUCCCUCUCUUUAAAAGCAAUUUCACUGUAUAUUUAUCAUAAUUCCAAUAUAAUAAAAAACCAUUUCUUCUCACUUAGUGACAGCUUAUUCACUUAUGAAUCUAAUACCGAUUCUAUCUUUAUAUCAAUGAAAUAUCUUCUUACUUAUAAAAAUAAAAACAAAAAACCAAAAAGAAUUUGAUACCGAUUAGGGUUGGGAAUAACCGGGAUUGAGUCAAUUAAGGUUAGCCUAAAUUUGACCCAAUUAUUAAUUGGGUUAAUGGGUUGACUCAGUUAGCCAAAAGACAAAAGACUUGGGUCAUUUGGUUUAGUCACUCGGGUUAACCUGUGGUCUGAUUCAUAUUUUUAGUUAGAAGUUAAAUUUUAAAUUGGAAAAUGUAGCAUUUAUUUUAAAGCUUUUCCUAAGUUUUUCUUCUAUAGUCUUUGUCUUGUUAUCCAAUUGUAGGACUAAUCAAACAUAUAUAAAUAUCUUUACAUUUUUGUUUAUUUUUAAAUAGAUUAUGAUUGGUUGACUCAACUCCACACGACUCAGAUAGAUGAACGGGUUAUAUGGGUCUUGUUGUGGUCAACCUGUGAAAUAGUUGCUUUGGGUUUAGGUUGAUGUGUUUGACCCACAUAAUUAUUUGGGUCAACCCAUCACGAUCCAAUAUUAUUGACAGCCCUACUUGGACCCAUACUUAAAUGAACAAGGAUAAUGAUAGGCUUACUGUCUCCUACCACGCAUUUACUACUCCCUUUAUUUUUAUUUUUUUAUUAUUAUUUUUUAUUUAAUGGUCAAGGAAGUAACUAUUAGUGAAGUUGUAUAUUUUUUUAAAAAAAAAUUUUAAUGAUUAAGAAUAUUAAAAAAUACUUAAAAUAAAAUAAUAAAAAUUUCAAAUACACUAUAGAAUAGUAAAUGGGUGGUAGGAGGUAGUAAGCCUAUCAUUAUCCAGAACAAAAAUGGGAGGUUCAAUAGAGGCAAAUUUAUUUUGUAAAGGAGAAGAUCGGAAGAAAUGCUCAAGUUUAUAUUAUUUUCUAUUUUUGCAAGUAAUACAAUUUUUCUUUCUUUAGGUUUUUAGACCUCACUUUUACAUUCACUUGCUUUUUAGUUAGUAUUUUUUCUCUUUACUGGUGGGUGUGCCUUGUAGACUAUGAUUGAAAUGCAGUCAAACAUAUCUCUUGUGAAUAUUCAUGUAAUUUGUAUUAGAAAUGACUUUUUAUGUGAUUUCUACCUUUUGGGUUGAUUCAUUUUAGUUAACUUGAAAUAUUAACUACAAUGGAUUUCACUCAAAAAGAAACAGGAAAUCCUACACAACCAAAGAUCAUAUCUGAUACAAGUUAUAAGACUUGAAAAAAGACAUGUUUUACUGUACAGUAUUCAUGGUUUGUAAAGCACAUUUAACAAUAAAAGGGUAAAGAUACUACACUUACAAUCAAAAAGGAAAAGCCUUGAUAUUAAAAGGGGGAAAAAAGGGAGGUCUAAAGUUGUUACAUUGCAACAUUCAUGUCACAUCCUUGGAAAUGUGUUGUGUUUGCAUUGAGUUUUAGUGACCUAAUUUUCUCUAGUUGAGAUCGGGUAAUCUUUUUUAUUUUAUUUUUUGAUUGGCAGUGUCCAAGAAUAGUGUCUCGACUAAUCCUAAGGUGCAUAAACCCUAGGCUAGGAGUUUCCCGCAAGUGCACCUUGGGUAAUUCAAGAGGAAAAUCCCCUAGUCCGAUGGCCCCUAGAGAUUGUUUACACCCAAGGAAAUUUGAACCUUAGACCUGGGGGGAGCAAACUCCCAAACCCAAGGCCUUUACCACUUGAGCCAACCCUUUUUUAUUUAAACACUUUCUACAAUUUGGAGAGAUAUAAAUACAUGAUGUGGAUUUCAUUACAUUCAGUGUUGGAUAUGACACUAUUCAUGGAUAUCAUUUAAUGUUUUGAGAUCAACAGAUUGUGUGUAUCUCUCUUCGAAUUGUAGAAAGUGUUUGAAUCAAAAAAUUGUAGAGGAUUUCUAUUGUUCUUUUUUAUUUUAUAUAGGAAAUUGAUUGGGACACGAGAGUUAUGCACGGGAUGUGUAUAGGAUGUAUAAUUUUUUUUUACUGUUUAUGUAUUGUUCAUGAAUUAAUGAAUAUUCUGUGGACAGUGCAUGAACAGUAAAAACUUACAUUCCCAUGUACACCCUAUGUAUUACCUUCUGUGGAUGUAUCAUUACUCCUAUAUGUUGCUUGUAUUUAAAGUUCGAGCGGUGGAAGUCUUUCAAGCUCAAAUCGAAACUCAUAAAACUUGGCAAGUUUGGCUCGUAUAAGAUUUUGGUUCAAUUCGAUUUAUAGAAAAUAUGAAUUGAGCUUGACUUGGAAUCCGGGUUGUAAUUGAGUUGAAUACUCAAUCAAGCUCACUUGACUUUUGAAUCUUUAAAGUUUUUUAUUUUCCAACUUUAAAAGUGAUGAUAGAUUCAUGUAAUAAUUGAUAUAAAUUAAAUGAAUUGAAAUUGCAAAAAUCAUACUAACACAUUAUUGCAAUUUAUUCAGAUAAUAUUGUAUAUAUAUAUAUGCACACUGGAUAUAUAACAUAUUUUUAUUUGUGUAUUACAAUGCAUACUAAUGAGAUUGCGAUUGAAUAUUAGUAUAGUCGAUUUGUGUUUUAUUUAAGGUGUAUUGUUUAUUAAUCAAUCAUAAUUUCAUAUUUACGCAUGUUCUCAUUUACCUGAAAAGAAUUAUACCCGAACUCUAUUAUUGAACAAAUCAAGCUUGAGUCAUGUUAAUCAAGUUGAACUUGAGCUGCCUGUACAAAUUACACUUCCAACCGAUGUGACAUGCCUGCCACCAGAAGCAUCUAUCCCUUGCUUAUUUGAAAAUUUUUGUCUAUCUAGUUGGUUGUUGUCUUGAUUGUUCAUGAUCAUGAAGAGAAAAUGAUGCUUCUUGAUCUGGGCCAAUUGAAACCUAUAGCUUCUGAUGGUGUGCGAGGUUAUUCACCGAAACCUGGCUAUCCAUAAGGUAAAUUACAAUGGCCAACGUUCAUGAAUAACAAAGGGGAAGAAAAGUGGGGAGAUGCAGGUAGCUACCAAAAUUUUGGUAUAAAUUUGCAGUUUUCAGAUGGUAUGAAGUGGUGGUUAGGUGACCUGAUUGAGUUUUCAAUUUAAGGUCAAUUUUCUGCUCCGUGGUUGCUUGCUGAUUUCUGUUGUAUAUUUAUAUAUGGAAGUACAGGUUGCAGCAGUUUUAGGAAGUCUGAUACUUGAUGUCCGAUGAUUCAAGUAAGACAUAGACUUUAACGUCUUAAAAUGUAAUGGUAUGGAUUUAUUUUAUUAAUGGCAAAUCUUACCUGAUUUAGUCUGUUAAGUUUACCAAAUACACCGUAGUUGGAUGUAGACAGCCGAAAAUACCAAGUGCAGCCUUUUGGGCUUUUUGUAUAAAGAAGCCCCCUCCAUUGCUUAACUCCAACUGCAACUUAAAACUAGACUUUUGAGACGCACCAAAAGUUAUUCAAAGUACUUUCCAUGGCCUUAAGAGGGAUUGGCAUGGCUCUGGCCUUGGUCCUAUUCAGCAUGCUGUUGGCAAGAUCUGCUGCUCAAUCAGGCUGCAUCAGUGUGCUCCUUGGCAUGUCUCCAUGCCUUAACUACAUCACUGGGAGCUCCUCAACCCCAUCUUCUUCCUGCUGCUCACAGCUUGCGAGUGUUGUAAAAUCCCAGCCACAAUGCCUUUGUACGGCUUUUAAUGGUGGUGGUGCAGCAUUGGGCAUUACAAUCAACCGGACGCUUGCUCAUGCACUCCCGGGUGCUUGCAAUGUGCAAACUCUGCCCAUCAGCCGGUGCAAUGCUGCUAAUGGACCUGCAUCAUCAUCCCCUGUGGCUUCCCCAGUUGGUUCGCCAGAAGGGUUGCCUGGUACCUCUUCAAAUGAAUCUUCAAACUUUUCAACUAGCCCAUCGGAAUCAGGAGCUGGAUCUAAAACAGUUCCAACUACCGGUGCAAGCUCUUCCAACGGUGCUGUUGUGGAAAUGCCUCUUCAACUCGUCCUUCUGGCCAUCUUCAUGGCCGCAUAUAGUUUACUUUGCUGCAGCUUCUGAGUUUUCUUUGGGAUUUCUUGGAGAGUUAACUAUCACUAUUCGAGUGCUUUUCUGGCUUUAAUGUAAUAUCUAAUACAUACUUUGGUUAACUAAAGCAUCUUUCUCCAGGACUUUGGUUUGCCGUGCGGUUAAAGUACCAACCUUUAUCCCUUCCGUGUGAUCCUGCUCAUUACAAUAUAUUCCAGUGUUCCUCUAUCUUACCAUAUUCAUGAAUGGUGCUUCUCUCUA